UUCAUGCAUAAGUUCCAUUUUUUAAAUCCCGACUAGAUAGCAUAAAACAACACUAUGCUGCUUAAGAUGCGGUGCUCUGGAUAGCAGCAGCGUAUUCUUAACACUUAUUAAUCAAUUGUGUUAGGGUGUGGUGAAGAAACCAUUGCAACAUUCUUCUUUUGGAGAAAUAUUUGACGUCUUUUAUUCUCGUGGAUUUACACUGUGUGUGCUGGCUGCUGUGUUAUCAUCUUUGGAUGCGACGGCGUGUGUGAAUCAAAAGGAACGUGUUUGAUAAUAUGAUUUAGUCGUAUCAUGGAGUCUCACAUACACAAGGAAAAUGCUUGAUAAGACAAUUUAGCUGUGUCACUGACCGAGUCACACACUCUUUAAUUCUCUGUGGGUAUUCUUCAGUAAUUGUAACCAGUGAUGUUAGCAGUGACAACAGUUGUGUGACCACGAGAGAUAUGUGAUGUAAGACACGAGAAACGAAAACGGAUCGCCAGUGGAUGGUUAGGGGCUUGGGGGCUUCAGUUGUGAAGAGUAGACAGACUUCUUUUUCCACAUGGUCCUUCUGGUUUUCGGAUUUGGCCCAAUUGUUGUUGAGGAUUGCGCUACCUGCUGGUGUCUCUAGACAUUCCUAAAGUUAUUGUGAGGAGUUUGCCUGAAUGUAGCUGGUCUACGUCGAGCGAUUAUAGGAGAGAUUCCCACGACACCACGACCACCACUUCCAAGACGGAGUACGCGUAUGAUCCCUCUAUAUUUUAAGUCGUGUUUGGACCCAGAAGGCCAAAAUCUCUUCCAGGACAGAGUACUCCUAUAAUUAAACGUUUUGUUUGAAGUCGUGUUCGGACUUUGGAGUACACCUAUAAACACCUAUAAUUACGUGUUGUUUUAAGUCGUGAUCGGACUUUGGAGUACACCUAUAAACACCUAUAAUACGUGUUGUUUUAAGUCGUGUUCGGACCCAGACGUCCGCCAUGUCCCGCUACAGCGGUGGCGGGGGCGGGAACGGCCUGCACCGGCCGGCCAGCACGGGCAUCUACCUGUCUGUGUGGGAGAACAAGCUGCAAGAGCUCGUGGAGUUGCUGACGCGGUCGAGUCUAGAGCACCACAAGCUGGACUUGAUGGCGGAGGUGUCGAGUCUCAAGAUGCGGCUGGCGUCUGCCGAGAAGGGUCGGAGGGAGCUGGAUGAUAGGUUCCGGAAUGUGCAGCGUCAGGUUGCAGAACUAGAAGCCAAACUUGUCCUGAAGGAUGCUGAGAACUCAGAGCUCAGGCUGAGGCUGGGCAGGAAUGGAACCCUACCCCUGGAAAAUUCAGACACAGAGGUGGAAAAACUGAAGCGGGCAGUGGAUACACUCAUGGUGGCUAAUGAUGAAAAGGAGCGCAAGCUGGAGGACAUGCGCCGGUUGUUGAAGCGGUACCGUAGGGUGGAGGAAAUUCUGGUCCAGGCACAAGGCAGGAAAGCGGUGGAAGAGCUGUUGAUGAACGUAGAAGACGGAGACACCAGCUCAAACAGUUCCUCCACUACGCCCUCCACGGGCGACCCUGCGCUCCGAGAUCAACAGCAGCUCCACCCAGAAGACCGGUUGGAUGGAAGACACUACAUCUCUUCUCCCAGUGCCACCAGCACACCAGUGCACCAGAGCAGCAGCAGUGAGUCGAGCCGCCUCAACACCAGCUUCAACGGGAGCCCCUCCCCCGCCAUGGCAGCUAUCCCCAUGGGCUCCCGCCAGGCCCUGGGCCUCACCCGCUCAAACAGCUGUGAGAACCUCGUCCCCGGCUCAAAGGCUAAAACGCCGUCAUUCAGAAAGAAAGGUGACGCGGGGGCUGGCCCCGGGCGUCCUGGCUACGGUACGUUGCCCAAACACCGCAGUAAGGAAGAUGUGAGGGAGGCCAAACGGCCGCGGGGCUUCCACGGGCUGGGGAAAACCUUGCUCCGCGUUAGAUCUGGCAAGCGCAGUAGCUCCGCCCCCAAUCUAGCCAACACAGAGGUGGUCACGGACGACGAGGACGGACUACAGCACUACGGCCACGCCCAUGGCGAGUACAAGAAGAAGCGUGGCCUGCGACGCCUGUUUGGCCGACUCAAGCGCAGCAGCUCACAGGACUUUGAGGGCGGGCGGGAGCGAGGAGACGGGGAGGGAGAGUUCCGGCGCGGGGGGAUCCGGGCAACUGCCUCGGCACGCCUGGCCUGGAACAGGGAUGUCAAGGGAAGGAUAAGCAACACGGACGUGCCCUUCACCCGCUGGGACUCGGAGCGUGUGACGGCCUGGAUGAACGACAUAGGACUCAACAUGUACCUGGUGGACUGCAAGCGCUGGGUGCGCAACGGGGAGCAGCUCUUACGAUGUUCUCAGCAUGACCUUGAAAAGGAGCUGGGCAUGAAGAACAUGCUCCACCGCAAGAAGCUGCAGCUGGCCCUGCAAGCUGUGACCUCUGAACUCCCCGACCUGAUGCACGAGCUGGACCACAACUUUGUCGCACGCUGGCUAGAUGACAUUGGCCUGCCCCAGUACAAGGACUCCUUCUACGACGCCAGGGUGGACGGACGCAUGCUUAACUACCUCACUGUUGAAGAUUUGUUCAGCCUUAAAGUUUCCAACGAAGUUCACCACAUCUCCAUCAAGCGAGGCAUCCAGAUCCUCCGGCUCAACAACUUCAACGCUAACUGUUUACGACGACGGCCGACCCCAGAUGAACAAAACCGACAGAUGCUUGGCAAUGCUGGCGAGGUGGUGCUGUGGACAAACCACCGUGUGAUGGAGUGGCUUCGAACCAUCGACCUCUCGGAAUAUGCUCCCAACCUAAGAGGCAGUGGUGUGCACGGGGCCCUUAUGGUUCUGGAGCCAAGGUUCAAUGCAGAGCUGUUUGCUGUGCUUCUGUCUGUGCCCAGCAGCAAGACGCUGAUCCGCCGUCACCUCAGCACGCACUUCAUCAGCCUGAUCGGCACAGAGACACAGACACGCAAACGAGAGUACGAGUCACAGCCUGGGUACAUGCCGCUGGCGGCCAACGGCAAGGUCAAGAAAGGAAAAUUUGGUCUGUUUGGACACAAACGCACAAGAUCGGAGCCUGAGGCAGAGGGUUUGAUAUGUCCCCCUGAUCUGAAUGGUCAAUAUCACAACUCCAACGGCACAAAGCGUGAUGACAAAGCUGCCAAAGAGAUUGGGGCCUAUUCACAAGAAAUCAACUCCUUGACGAACAUGUUGGCUCACGAACGCUUCAUGGACUCUGCCAAGACAUCCAACGUGUAACAAACAAAUGACUGCGGGGAACAAGACUUGUCAUCAUGUGUGGAUAUUUGUCAAUCAGCUGUUCGGGGAGUUAUUUUUUUUUCCCCUGGAAAUUUCCCCCCACCCACCAUCUCCUUUCCCCCCCUCCCCAUCCUUCAGACCAUGGGACUUGUGUAAACAUCUGUGGAGACAUGUCAUGUCAUGUUGAUUUGCCCCGGCUCUGAUUCUUCUGUGAGGUCAAGGAUCAAGGUUAUUGUGGGUGUACAGUGAGCAACAUUGACAGCCCAUCUGCACACGAUCAGAAGUACAGAAAGACAAGAUCCUGAGCUAACUCCUCCUCAGUUGGUCAGUUGUUUGGCCCUGUGCAUCUGAAAGAGUGGAAAUGAAUAACCUCCCCACCCCCUCCUCCCCCUCCCAAAUGAUCUUCAUGUGUCGACGGAGAUUUCAAACUUUUGGAGUCCUAUUGGGAAUCAUCGAAGCUGUUCUGAUCUUCAUUCACGCAGAUUUCACACAAGCAGAAACAUUAAGGGUUCUCUGAUCUUCAGUUGCAUAGAUUUUGCACGUGUGUGGGAGUCCUCGAGGCUGUUCUGAUCUUCGGUCACUGAGAUUUCACACAUGUGGGGGUUGUCAUCUUCUGCUGGUCAGUGGACGUUGGUCUAGGUUUGUUGGACAGUGUCAAGAUCGUGUACAGAGAGCGAUAUCGAUAUUCGUGUGGAUGUGUGUGCUCUUUUGUGAUAGGCAUUGGAGAAGUUCAAGAUGUUCUGGGAUUUCUGCUAUGUUGGUCAUGCAUUCAGCUUCAGUUGCCGUGCAGCUCAACAGUGCUUGAGUGAUAUUCUCAUCUUCGCAUGCAAUACAGCUCGCUUGUAAACCAUCGCUGUUGGAGGGGAGAGAACGUCAUCUGAUCUAUGUUGCAAUAACGUGACAUCUGUGCUGCAAUUUGGAUGUAUGGGGAACAACUUUUCUCUCGGUCUCGGCGCUUUUUGCGGUUUACACCGGUUGCUGCCUCUAACUUUAUUUUAACGCAUUGAAUGGGGUGUAAAAAAUGUUUCUCUCCCAUUUUCAACUCUCCUCCUACACUUCUUUGCUUCUGCACCCGUUGCAGCCUAGUGAAAGGCAUCAGGGGAAGAGGCCACUUUCCUGUUGCUGGUGAGGGCAGCGUCUUGUGCCUGGGUUUCUGCGGAGCUGACAGGUUGAGACUCAUGGCUCCACGAGCUGGCGGAAGGUGUUUGAGGUCUUUGCACUCUCUGGAGCAUGACGACCAAGCCAAAACACUGAUGUGAAGGUGCAACACAUACAGGAGAAGUGCUAGAACUCUUUUUUGCCACCCACCUAUUUCUUGCUACGCA
Aplysia californica (California sea hare) is the source of this 4558-nucleotide messenger RNA. RefSeq names its product liprin-beta-1. Lineage: Eukaryota; Metazoa; Mollusca; Gastropoda; Aplysiida; Aplysiidae. The record is from RefSeq and is a predicted model, not a curated record. The transcript has 20 exons. The coding region runs from base 957 to 3233 and encodes 758 amino acids. Gene Ontology annotation, molecular function: protein binding. Gene Ontology annotation, biological process: neuromuscular junction development. Gene Ontology annotation, cellular component: presynaptic active zone.